GCUUUUGUUCAAUUUAUUUAUUUAAUUCAGUUUCGAACUGAAGUUGGUGGCAUUUAGACGCGUUUAGUGAAGCACAGUCCUACGAACAUAGGUGACAGUGUCGAACGAGAAUAAAAUAAGCUAGCUCUACUCCGUUUGUGCGCUUCCAAACACCCGCUGUGAUAAUAGCUGCGGUAAUAGUAUUGUCGAUGCUGGAUCGGUUGGUCGGUCGUUCGGUCGCGUGCGUGUGAAAUUAUGUCAUAUGGACUUAAAGCUAUAAAUAGCUAGUAAAAUAAUAAACAAAUUAAAAGAUUCGCAAUAUACAUACAAAAAUAUAAAGUUUUGUGCUGAGUUGAACCAACAGAGUUUGGCUUAUACGCAGAGGAGACAAGUUUCCUUUGGACAAACGAACAAGAGCAACUCUGUUGAAUAUUAAAUAAACAUCAGCCGAAGUUGAACAAUAAUAAUAAAAGCAGCUGUUGCGAAUAUUGAGAACAAAAGCAAAAAAUAAUAAAAACAAUGUCCAGCAAGUGCACAAUCACAUUUGACAAUAAUCCACUGGGGGUUUACUAUGCCGGUCAGGUUGUUUCCGGCGUUGCGGAGCUAACCACAAAACGAACGAAAAUAAUAAGAUCCAUUUACAUUAGCAUCUGUGGUCAUGCCGAAACCCGCUGGACGGAAAAUGUAACGAAACAAGAUACGGAGGGUAAGCCACAAAAGACCAUCGAAACAUUUUCUGGUUCCGAGUUGUACUACAGUACAGAGAAUCAUGUUUAUGGACAAAGUGGUGGCAUACAAUUCGAUUUACCAGCUGGAAAGUAUACCUUCGCCUUUCAAACGACCAUACCGCCGAAUGCACCCACAUCGUUCAAUGGCUCAUGGGGACAGGUGCAACAUGAGGUCGCUUUGGUGAUCGAUCGUGUCAUGCGCUAUGACAACAAAUUCAAGCAAGGCUAUACGGUGAUAUCGCCAUAUGAUUUGAACCUCAAUCCAGACCAUAUGAAACAAUUGCAUAAGAUUGAUGAAAAGACGUUUUGUUGGGGUUUGUGUUGUGGCGGUAAAGGCCCGAUGGUGAUGCAUGUCACAGUGCCCUACUCCGCUUAUGCACCUGGGCAAAAGAUACGUUUCCACGUUGUGCUGGAUAAUCAAUCGGAUGUGCACUGCUCUGAUGUCAAAGUGCGUCUAAUGAAAAAAGUAACAUUCACCAGCCGCAAUCCAGAGGCUAAACGGCAAGUGGUGGAGGUUAAAGUCGCCGAUAAUCAUUGUGGUGAAGUUGUCAAACAUAACAAAGCUGAAUUCAAUGAAUAUUUACAAAUUCCGUCUACGACUCCCACCUCGUUGGAGAAUUGUAGUCUCAUCAAAGUGAGUUACAUGCUCAAAUUUAUUGCGAAAAUUUCACGUAUCCAUGGCGAUCUGGUAAUUGAAUUUCCUCUGGCUAUCGGCACGGUGCCGUUAUAUGCAAGUGCCAACGAUCAGGGACCGGUAACGACACAACCUGGCGCUGGACCAACCUACAAACCGCUACCACCGCCUAUGUUCGAGGAAGAUAUUAGAUGCGAGAGCUUCGAAGAUAACACAUUCCGUCCACGUUAUCCUGUUUUCCUCAGCGAUACAGGCUUAACACCUAUUGGUAAUGGACCAAACAAUCAACCAUUACCACCAUCAAAUAGUGUAUAUCCUUCGCUUGUAGUUCCAACACCAGCACCAGGACCUGCGACACCUCAACACAAAAAUUCACCAGCAGCACAAAAUUAUCCACCUUUUCCAGCAGCAGCGUCUUCGUCAUCUACACCAUCUGGGCCGGCAUUGCACAAUGCUGCCGCGAGUGCUAAGCCAGGUUCAUCCACAGGUGGUGGUAAUGUAGAGGCGCUCGGUUUUUCUUUGCCACCAGAUUAUGAGCCCACACCAGCGCCAGCUCCUGGUUCCAAACCUGGUAUUGGUUGGAAAUGAAUCUCAUUAUUUUUUAAAGAAAAAUUAUGUUUAUGUACGAACUUUGAACUAUACCAGUUGAUAUUUAGUGGAUUUAAAUAUUUCUCAUUUUUUUAGAGUUGCAUACCUCCAUAUGUUUUACAUCUAUUGCAUUUUACGAUAAAUACUUAUAUGUAUUUUAUACGCAUAAAUGAGUGCAAUU
Anastrepha ludens (Mexican fruit fly) is the source of this 2110-nucleotide messenger RNA. Its product is annotated as arrestin domain-containing protein 1. Gene Ontology annotation, cellular component: cytoplasm. Gene Ontology annotation, biological process: protein transport. The record is from RefSeq and is a predicted model, not a curated record. The coding region runs from base 499 to 1929 and encodes 476 amino acids. The transcript is spliced from 5 exons. NCBI's taxonomy places the organism in Eukaryota, Metazoa, Arthropoda, Insecta, Diptera, Tephritidae.